AUGACCGCUAGGAGAUUCGUGACAGCGAGAAAUAUGUACUCUCAGUACGCUCUUCGGCUACGUAGUGUGACUAAGUCAAAGGCGAUCAUACAAUGGAACAUACUUCACUGCCACGUUGGGUCGAACAAGCAAACACGUGAGCGCACACCGAUGACAAACCUUAUGGCGCUAAAAUUGUCUUACACAUAUUUUGCGAUGCGACUUUUUUUGAAUAUGAUCAAAGCUUGUGAUAAUCGCGCUAAUAUUGUGGCUUGUUGCGCACCGGGAGCAAUACUUAAGCUGGUUGUGUUUAUAAGCAGAUAUCUGGUGUCCUCGCUGUACCAACGACUAUCGGCUGACGAGUGA
Molecule: messenger RNA, 345 nt
Organism: Plasmopara halstedii
Lineage: Eukaryota; Oomycota; Peronosporomycetes; Peronosporales; Peronosporaceae
Exons: 8
Coding region: 1-345 (114 amino acids)
Source: RefSeq, a predicted model, not a curated record